Molecule: messenger RNA, 1060 nt
Organism: Lytechinus pictus (painted urchin)
Lineage: Eukaryota; Metazoa; Echinodermata; Echinoidea; Temnopleuroida; Toxopneustidae
Exons: 1
Coding region: 83-976 (297 amino acids)
Source: RefSeq, a predicted model, not a curated record
UUAAAUUGUCUUUUGUAGUUUCCUCAAUUUAUAUUUGCAGAUUUCAUUUGUACUUAACUUUGUUAGGAUAUUAAUCACAAUAAUGUCUGUAGAUCCAAGACCCACCCCUCCCCUACGACAGACCGACUUUUUACCAAAUAGAUUUUCGGGUGACAAAAUUGACCGCGACCUAUGCACAGCUCAUUUUUUGACAUUUGAGGACUACUUGGAUGCCCAUGACUUUAACCCAACUGACCCUUCCCAAUUCACUGACGUUCUUCGGACAUUUAAAAGAAGCCUGCAAGGCCAAGCCAGACUUUGGAUUGAGGGCCAAACUUUUAGUAACUACCAGGGACUGAAGUCUUCCUUUAUUGGAAGGUUUAGCGGGACAAAAUCGACUUAUGCAUACGUUAGGGAGUUUAAUGACUUAGCUAUGACGACGGACGAAAGCGCAGAGAUGUAUUUACAGCGCGUUAGGCAAGCUGCGGCGCGCAUCGGCUAUGGGGAAACACAGAUACGAGACAAGGUCUUAUCCUCUUUACCACAUAAAUGCCGAUCAGCGAUUAUCAUGUCUCUUCCCGAGACAGCGGGCAGCGACGAAAUUGCGGCGAAAGCGCAAUGCUUUCUUGACCUGAAUGACUGCAGCGCUACUCGGACUGAAGUCAGUUUUUCGACUCAGGACGAAAUCUUACAACUAAGGGAUGAAAUUCACUCCCUAAAAAUACAACGUGAUGACAGACGAAACCGACCUCGCAGCCGAGAUCGCACAUGGCGAAGCGGCAGUCGCAGUCGCGAGCGCAGCACAAGCGCAGGACGUAGCCCUUACCGUACAGACAACCGCCCCUCCCAACGUCCCAACCAUGACAAACGACGGACUAUUUGUGACUACUGUCUCAUACCCGGACAUGUAUGGCGAGCAUGCCGAAUUAGACAAAGAGACAUGGAAGAAAGACAAAACAGACGUAGGACCACUAAUAACCGACAACAGGAUUUUUAGAGCGGGAGAAUGGGAAUAGCGCUCAUUUCGCAUCCUCCCCGACUUUUGGAAAAUCUAGACCAACAAUGACCGAUGACUCUAAAU